Molecule: messenger RNA, 3913 nt
Organism: Hymenoscyphus albidus
Lineage: Eukaryota; Fungi; Ascomycota; Leotiomycetes; Helotiales; Helotiaceae
Source: the annotation of a GenBank genome assembly
AUGAGGCGAUUCGCAAACUUCCCGAGCUACAGUCUGCGGAAGCUGAUGAGCGAGCGGAGGAUGACGGGCAAGAAAGAUAUACAUCAGAGGACGCAGAUGGUACCCUCGAGAUUCUCGACCAGUUCUCCUGGAACACUUUCAGGGCAAGGCCCUAAUGGAGAGCGACCGCUAUUUGAGCAUUGUGAAGACGAGCCUAUUCAUAUACCGGGAGCGAUUCAGAAAUUUGGGGCCUUGGUCGGCAUUAGAUGCAAACCAGAAGGGGUUUUUGAGGUUCGAAUAUGCAGCGAGAACACGAUGCACAUUUUAGGUCGCAGUCCGGAAAGCUUGUUUAACUUAUCCUCAUUUUCGGAGAUACUGGACGAAGAAUCCCGUGAAGAACUCAGUACUCGCGUGGCCAAUGCCGUUCAAUGCCCCUCUCUAAGAAAUGAAGAUACCCAUCUUGACGUUUUUUCUGUGACUGUUCAAUCCUCAAACCACUCUCCAAUUCAGCUAUGGUGCGCGGUUCAUUUGCCACAAGACUCUGGCGAUAUAGUCAUUCUCGAGUUUGAAGUCUACUCUGAUGCUUUGUAUCUCAAAGGUCCGGAGGGAACAUCUACCCUCCCCAAAAAACCGGUAUCCGAGAACGACAUGGAAAUUACGCCGGAAGAACGAGAAAAGAGCACAACAAGCAAGAGCAAACCUCUGAGAGUUCUCCAAAUCGCCAAGCGCAAGGGGCAAAAGACUUUCACGUCCAUGGAUAUCUUCAAUGCUAUGACACAAGCCCAAGAACAACUUGUAGCCUCCCAGUCCCUGCAAGGAAUUUUUGACGUGGUUGAAGGUCUAGUCUCAGAGCUGACUGGCUUUCAUCGUGCCAUUUUCUAUCGUUCUGACGAAAUGAAGAAUGGAAGUGUGGAGGCUGAACUUGUGGAUGAUCGAGCCAGCAGCGAAAUCUUUAGAGGUACAGUACUACUCAGUUCCAUACAACUAGCUAUAUAUCUGACCCUAUUUCAGGCCUCCAAUACCGAGCUUCAGAUAUUCCCAGUAUGGUUUAGCAUCGCUCGAAUCUCUCUUCCAAAUACUCAUUAUGACAUAGAACAAGCAAGAGAAUUGUGCAAAAUAAAUCGGAUACGACUUUUGCAUGACAGAGACGGCGAAACAGCCAGACUAGUAUGUCCAAACAUUCCAUUCUACUAACCAACGUUAACCCGCCAUUGACAUGCUUCAGGUGUGUCGAGACGAGGCUGAUUUUGUUAAACCACUUGACCUUACUCACUCAUAUUUGCGCGCAAUGUCACCAAUAUAUCUCAAAUAUCUGGGAAAUAUGGGUGUUCGCUCUUCCAUGUCAAUUUCGAUUGUAAUCAACUCCGACCUGUGGGGGUUGAUCGCUUGUCAUCAGUAUGGAGAUACAGGGCUUCGGGUCUCCUUACCUAUCCGCGAACUUUUUCGAAAUAUUGGAGAAUGUGCCGCAUCAAAUAUCGAACGUCUGGUCAUGCUACAGCGACUUGAAGCACGUCGCCCACCUCAAACCGCCCCUCCCGCGCAAUCCCCGCAGGGGUUUAUCGCUGCUUCCUCUUCGGAUCUACUCCGAGCAUUUGACGCAGAUUUCGGCAUGCUUAGUAUCCAGGACGAAGCGCGUGCUAUUGGCAGACUAGACCCCACAGGGAAGCACUCGUGAUUCUUGCACAUUUACAAGGUCUUCGACUUAGAACAAUUGUGUGCUCACAAAAUGUCAACGCAGAUUUCCCUACUAUCAAUUACCCCCCAGGAAUUGAGGUGAUUUCCAGCUUGCUACUUAUUCCUCUCAGCAUGGGAGGAAAUGACUUCAUUGUCUUUUUUAGAAAGGGCCAACUCAAAGAAGUUCGAUGGGCAGGAAACCCAUAUGAGAAAAUUGUGCAACCGGGCACCCAACACUAAGUGUCCUGCAGCCUAGUAAGAAAUUUCAGACUCCAAGCAUAUGAAGCUAUUUCUCAAUCUUUCCAUUUAUCCGGUGGUCCAACUCUGAAAGCUUUCCCUGAUCGCUAACGCAUCAACUAUCUAGGAACCAGUUUUGCGCGAUGGACUGAGAGCGUCAUUGGAAAAAGUAAGGCAUGGACUGACGAUCAAUUGGACACAGCAACAGUCCUCAGUCUUCUCUAUGGUAGAUUCAUCGAAAUUUGGCGCCAAAAGGAGUCGGCAAGCCAAAACAGUCGUCUAACACGUCUCCUCAUUCGCAAUUCAUCUCACGAAGUCCGAACACCACUGAAUGCAAUCGUCAACUAUCUGGAAAUGGCACUUGAGACUGACAUAGAUGGCACUACGCGCGAUCUGUUAGAAAAGGCCCACAGAGCUUCGAGAUCUUUGAUUUACGUGAUUGAUGACUUGUUGAACCUCACCAAGGCAGAAGAUGGCCCUGUCAGCAGAGUUGGAAACGCAUUCGAUCUUGGUGCGACUUUUAGCGACGUCAUAACUGCUUUUCAGAAAGAGGCUAUACGCAAAGGUCUUGAUCUCACUGUCUCUACCCACCAAGGCAUUCCAGUCAUGGUCAAAAGCGAUCCUUCACGUCUGCGACAAGUUUUAUCUAACAUCACCAGUAAUGCUUUUCAGCAUUCUGUUAAUGGUGGUACCAAGGUUGAAAUCUGCCCUAUUCGUAACACUGAAAGUAACUCGGUUGUGGGUAUCUCUGUUCAAGAUGUUGGUUUGGGUAUGUCUGAAACUCAAUUGGAUGAUUUGUUCCCAGAGUUUGAACAGAUCGUUGAUGAAGACGAAUGGUCUCUGUCAUAUGACAAUACACCUCAGAGUAUAGAUGGAGGGAUUGUUCCUUCUUUGGGAGUCGGCAUUGCCGUUGUUGCUCGAUACGUUCGAAAUAUGAAUGGCCAGAUUCGAGUCAGUUCAGAGCUUGGAAAAGGUACUAUCUUUGGAAUUGAAUUGCCGUUCGAACAUGCACAAACUGGAGAUUUUCGAACAGCGGCAGGGCUAGCCAAAAAGUACCUACUUCCAAGGGCCGCCUCAUUCGACAGUAACUCAUCCGUCCCGAAUUCGCCAAUACCAAAAGAAGAUGCCGUUAAUAAAGAGUCUGAACCACAAUCGAAACCAAGUGAGGAAUCACUUAAACAUCGGCCUCUAAGAACCCUUAGCUAUGAUCCAGAGGUCAAUGACAAGGUUAAGAAGCCUAUUACUGCCUCUCGACAGGACCAACAAAACCUUGAUGGUGCAGAUGGUUCGAAUUGUAAUCCUUCUUUAUCGGUUUUGAUAGCCGAAGAUAAUCCAAUCAACGCCAGACUUCUUAGCAAGCGAUUGCUUAAACUUGGCCAUGAGGUUGAAGUUGCUUAUGAUGGACAAGAAUGUUUUGAUUAUUUUGCAUCUCGGAUACGUAAAGUAGACGUUAUUUUGAUGGAUAUACAGGUACGGGAUUUCGAAGCUUGUCCCAUUAACUCAAACUGACCCAUGGAUUCACAGAUGCCAUUGGUUGAUGGCGCACAAAGCGUCAAGAUGAUCCGUCGGCUGGAGGCUGAAUUGAAAAAUACUCCAAAUUCGCGCCCUAGAGUUCCUGUGAUUGCGGUGUCUGCUUCGUUGACCGAAGAUAACCGAUUCGUGUAUUUGCAAAGCGGGUAUGUUUAACCCUUCCUUUCCACUUCUGUUUUUAGUAACCCCCCCCCCCAUCGGUCGAACUAACAUUCUUGCCCUAGUUUCGACGCUUGGGUUCUAAAGCCCGUCAACUUUGGCAGGUUGGAACUGCUCUUGAAAGGAAUCAAGAAUCAAGAAGUGAGGGGACAAGCGCUCUAUGUCCCCGGAUAUUGGGAGGGGGGUGGCUGGUUCAUGCCAUGAUCUCUUCGAAAGCCUCGUUGAAGGUGUGUUGAAUGUUUGGCUGGCUGAUUUUUAUACUUGCUUUCUGUGUGCUGGGAUUUUCUUUUUCGUAUUGUGGGACUACAUACCCCCCUCGGCUGUUGGUUUCAUC